AUGUCCGCCCAUACGAUCAAUUCACAACUUCCACGACGGACCUCGCGAAGCUCAGGAACUCAACUGCCUCGUUCCUCACGCGUCGAAAAGCCAAAGAGCCACCACAACAGUCCAAGGACCAUAGAGAGGAGGAAAACAACAACAGAGCCCAAGCUCUAUGCAACACUUGAUGACCAUUAUAAGAUGAUGUUUGGAAUCGAGGAUUCAGAAGAGGAGGUCGAAGAGCGUCCGCAGCCAACUAGGCCUGUAAGCUGGCACCCAUCGUCCAACCAGUGGUUCGCAGCGCAUUCGUCAGCACAUGUAGCGUCGCCUUCACAACAAGAAUGGUCCUGGCACGCACCGUCAAGAAACUCUAGUCAUGGAUCUGAGUUCUAUUCUCUUUCGACACGCAAUUCUAUGUACGAGUCGAGCACGAACUGCCAAAGAUAUCCGGCCGGAUAUGGAACGCUUCGAAGGUCAGAUGAGUCUGCCUACAGCUGGCAGGGCGCUUCUCAACAUACGCAAUCCUACGCUCAAUCGGCUCUCAACACCCCCACUACCGAAUCCCUUCCCUGGUACUUGCAACAGUGGGCUCAGAAGAACCAAACACACUCAUUCAGGGACUCUGCAGAAUUCUUGCCCAUCCAGCACCCCUCGGAUCAAGAUGACCAGAUGGAUGAGGAGGAUGAUGGCAAAGAGCUGGUUGGCAUGGGUCUUUACGACGCUCCGGACCCGACUUCGAACUGGGGCGGUCUGGUAGAAGCUACUGGCAAAGGUCUUAAGCUGGAGGAGACUUGGCAACCACCAGAGACUGAGGAGGAGGAUGACGACGACGCAAGCUCGGUGGGCAGUAUGGACGAACCUUCCCCACCGCUUCCGGCAACCAAUCAGCAAUGCCAGCAACUGCAGCUUCCGGUCCACGUCAAAGCUCAGACACCCGGCAGCAUGGAGGGCCAGAGCUUCUUUUUCGACGACGAUGAGACAGUAUCGAAGGAAUGGUGGUUCCAACAGCUGAAGCAGCCCAACGUACCAGUGCAGGACGCUGGACUGGGAUAUGGCUGGCUGCGUUGA
Didymella exigua CBS 183.55 is the source of this 1050-nucleotide messenger RNA. RefSeq lists its product as uncharacterized. NCBI's taxonomy places the organism in Eukaryota, Fungi, Ascomycota, Dothideomycetes, Pleosporales, Didymellaceae. Bases 1 to 1050 code for a protein of 349 amino acids. The record is from RefSeq and is a predicted model, not a curated record. The transcript has a single exon.